AUGCCAAAUUUAUAUUUAUUAUUAACUUGGUUUGCAAUAAUAUAUGGAAUACUAUUAUUUUUAAUAAAUCUUAUACCUAAUGUAUCAAUUAAAUAUAUUGGAUUAUUAUCAUUAAGAGGAAUAACUAUUAAAUUAAAAACUACUGAAAUAAAAAUAGAAAAAAUUAACUUAAUUAUAAAUAUAUUGAGAAUUUUUGAUAAAAAUUCAAAUGUUAAAGUAAUCACAUUAGAUAUUUGUGAUAUUGGAGUAACAUGUUUAAGGGAUAAAUCAAAACCAAGAUUUAAAAAAUCAAAUCCACAUAGAGAACCACUUUAUAAAAAAUCAAUAAAGGAAGAAUUAUUUUUUAAAGUCCCAUUAUUUAUACAUCAAAUUUUAAUUCGUACGAAAAUUAUUAAUAGAAUAAAUUUACAACUUUUCAGAUUAUCAUUAUAUCAUCAAGAAACUCAUGAAGAUUAUUGUAUAUCUUUGGAAUUUUUAAGAUUAGAAACUCAUAUAUCAAAAGAUAAUAAUUUAAGAUUUACUGCAACUUCAUUUAAUGGAACUAUAUACGAAAAUAAUAAUGAAGAUAAUAAAGUUGAAUUUUUUAGAAAUGUUGAAUUUUUUAUAAAUUGUAAUUUUAUAAAUGCUUGUCCAAUAAAUGUUAAAGAUAAAAUUACUUUAUUUUUUGAAAAUUUUGAAACUUCAUUAUCAAUUGGAAGAUUAAAUAUUCCAUUAGAAUAUUUUGUACAAAAAAAUAAUAAAUCAGUUAAGAAAAUAUUUCAUGAUAAUAAUAAUAAUAAUAAUAAUGAUAAUAAUAAUAAUGAUAAUGUUGAGGAGCCUCAUAAAAUUCCAAAUGUUUUACAAUAUACAGAUCUUGUUAAAGAAUUAAUUUCAAUAUAUUCAACUACAAAUAUACGACUUGAAGAUCUUACAAUAUCUCAUGAAAAUUUAAAAGUUAAUUUAUCAAACUUAUCAUGGUCUUUAGAUAAAGUCGAAAAACCAAAUGGUAAUCAUCAUAUGAAAAUUUUGAUGUAUUUAACAUCUUUCAAAUUUUAUCAUAUGGAAUCAAAAUGUUUUGAAUUGCCAUCAGGUACCAUAACUUAUCAAGUUUGUCCAUUGGAAAUGUUGAGAGUUUCACAAGCCUUAUUGAAUCACGAUGAAUCAUCAAAAGAAUUUAUUAAUUUUGAUACCAGCAUUACAUUAACUAAUCCAAUUUUUGAUAUAUAUUAUGAUCAACAAGAUAUAUUAUUUCAAUUUAUAAGGAAUCAAAUGAUGUCGAGAAGGGUUAAAAAAAUGAGAUCAGCAGCAGGUGUUCAAAAAAAGGAAGAAGCUUUAAUAAAAUUAAAAAUUGCAUCAAAAUUAAUAAAAACUAUUUCAAGUAAAAUAAUUAUAGUUGAUACUAAUUUAAAUCUUCAUAUGCCUAAAAUUGGAGAAAAUAAAGAAAAUGAAUUUAAUAGAUUUGCUAAAACUAAUACAAUUUUAAAAUUUUCUGCAUCUGGUUUUAUACAUAGACUUUAUACUAGAUCUCAUAAUAAUGGUAAACAUACUAUUAAUUCAUUAAUAAUAUUAAAAAAUAUAAAAGGUGAAGAAGCAGGUAAUAUUAUUCAUUUAUCUAAAAUUAAUAUACUAGCAGCUUAUGAUUUGUCUAAAGGUAAAUUAGGUUUGAGAUUAUCAAGUAAAAAAAUAAAAAUUAGAUCAGUUAAUGAUAUUUUUUUCUAUUUGGUAAGACAAUUUAGAAAUCAAGAAAUAAUUUAUUCUAACAAGAAGUUUGAUGUAUUAAAAGAAAAAGAUCAAAUAAAAUUGGUGGAACCAAAUCCUAUUGAUGAAGAGAAGGGGCAUGCAGAUGGUGGUGAUCAUUUCAUUAAAUUCUUUGAAAUUUUACCUUCAUUUAUUUCAUCUAUAAAAUUAAAUAUUUCAUCAAUACUAUUAGAUAUAGUAUGUAAAGAAGGACUACCUAGUCAUAAAAUAUUUGAUAAAGAAUUAAAUCAAGAAGUUGAUCUUAAAGAUUUUAGAAGAGGUAUCUCAUUAAACAUUGAAGAAGUUGCAGCUGGAUAUAAAUUAUCAAAAGAACUUGUUGAAACAUCGGUCAAAUCUGUACAAGUUUUUACAUUAAGUGAAUAUUCAAGUGAAUAUAUGGAUGAUUUUAAUAAAGUAACUGAAAUGCAAGUGACUGAUUCCGAAUUAGAUGAUAUGUCAAGUAUAAAUUCAUUAGCUUCAAAUCCAGUAUCAUCAGAUGAUUAUAAUAAUGAUUCAGGUAGUAAAAGAAUUAAAACUGUUUUAACUAUAAAUGAUAUUUAUGUCACUAAUGAUUCAGUAAAAGAAGAUCGUGAUGUAAAUAAAUUGACAUUAACUAUACCUGAAGUUGAUGGUCGUAUUGAUAUGUUUUUCCUUUGGUGUAUGUUUUAUGCUAAAACCAUGUUGGAAAGAUUUGCACCAACUGUGGCAAGAAAAUGUACCAAACAAGAUCUUAAAAAAAUGACUGGACCUAGAAAAAAAGUGAAAUUAGAUAUUUUGAUAGAUAAUUUUGCAACUGUUAUUAGGUUACCAAAUAAAGUUGAUGUCCUCUUAGAGUUUGAGUUCACUAGAAUAAAUAAUGCACUUGUUUUAAAAAAUGCAGAUGUUAGGAAUAUAAGAUUAUAUGUUGUACAACCAGCUACAAAAUUAUGGGCAAGAUUAUUAGUUAUUAAAGAACCACAAUUUAGUCUUGAUUUUUCCAAAACUAUACAUGAUGCAAGUUUUGAAUUAUUAGCAAAAUCAGUAAGGUUUAAUAUUCCUUUUCAAUUUAUGUUUUUCACAGUUAUUGAUAAUACAUUAUCUUUUGCUAAAGCUAUUAAACAAUUAAAUCAUAAUUUUACUUAUUUUAAUUAUGGAGCUGAUGAAUUUGAAACAAUUUACCCACAUGCAGUAGAAGCUUUUAAAUUUCCUCACAUUAAUUUAAAAACUUCAGUUUUAGGUUUAGGAUUGGAGAAUGAUCCUUUGGAAAAUGAACUAGAAUUAAUUUAUGAAUUAGGAAGUAUUGAACAAAAGGAAAGAUUACGUAAAAUGAGAGCUUUUGAUAUAAAAGCUAAAGAAAUUUUAGCAAAUGCUGAACCAGAUAUUGAUGAUAAAAUUGAACUAUCCGAAUCUCCUGCACCAAGACCUCCACCAGUACAACAACAAGAUAGUAAAUGUAAGUUUAAAAGUCCUUUGAGACAUGAAUCAAAAACAAGUGUAAUUGGUCAUGAGAAUGGUGGACAUAAAUUCAAAGACACUUUCAUGAAACUUAAACGAAAUCAUUCAGCAAAUAAACAUAUAGAUGAUAAUGACACGACGGAUUCAACAACACCACAACAACAAAAACGAAAACUCACAAGAUCUCAAGCAGAAGAAGAAAUUAAAAAAGCUAGAGAUAGAUUAAAUGAAAAUUUUUCAUUAUCAUGGAUUAGAAAAUUUGAUCUUCUCAAAAAAGUUAGAACACGUACAUGGCGUCAAAGAGCUGAAGGAGUUUGGGGUAAAGAUAAAUUAACAAAUACAAUGAAGAAUAAAUUUGAUAUAGUUGAUUAUGCAAGUGGUCCUCCAAUAGCAGGUGCAGUUUUUAGAGAUGUUAAUUUAACAUUGGAUAGAUUUAGGGGUGGAGAUGUUGAUGAAUUUUUAUACAAGUAUGCUAAACAUCAACCAAAAUUAAAAUAUUCCAUUUUAAUUCCGAUGUAUCUUAAUUUAAAAUCGAGAAAAUUUUAUAUGAUUUUAAGAGAUUAUCCAUUACCUUUAGCAUCUUUCCCCACAGCAAGUAAUCCUCAAAAUCCAACAAUUAAUAUCACAGCCAAUAUAAUUAUUAAUGAACAUUUAUUUUCAAGAAAAGAAGAAUUAAGAUAUGUUUUUGUUCCAUAUUCAUUAGCUACCACUGAUCCAGAAACUGCUGAGAAUUUUUAUUCAGUAAAUAUUCCAAGAACUUUAACACCAGUAAAAGUUGCUGCUGAUUUUGUAUGUGAUUUAGUAACGGAUAGAGCAUGUACUAUAAGUUGGUGUAAAGCUUAUCAACCAGCUUUAGGAGCUAUGGGUCAAGCAUUUGAAAAUUUCACUAAACCUGCUAUUGAUGAUAGUCCAAUUGGAUUUUGGGAUAAAGUUCCAUUAAUUGCACAUGGAAAAUAUCAAUUUAAUAUUGCAAAUGAAUUAUGUUUCUUAAUGAAAAGUGGUACAUCACCUACUAAAUUAGUUGGAAGAGAUUCAGGUUUUGCAUUUUGUUGGAAAAGUAAUGUAUCACUUUGUAUUGAUGGUACUAUAGAUCCAAAAGAUUUAAUUGUUAUAACCAGUGAUGAUUUUAUAUUUGCAAUACCUAAUUAUUCAAUUGAGGAGAAAAAUGUAUGGAGUUUAUUUUAUGAUGGUGCUGAUGUUACAACACCAGAUUAUGAAUUAGAAGCUAAGAAAUUUUUAAAAAAAGUUAUAAAAUUAACUACAAAUGAUAGAGUUAAAUGGAUUUUGGGAUUUAUGUUUGAAAGAAAUAAAUUAGAUUCUAAAAAAUUAGAUGAUGAAGAACCAAGAAUUAGAACUUUUAAACCUCAUUAUGAUGUUGUUAUUACAAACCCUGCAAAUAAGUACCAUCCAGAUUCUUAUGAAGGUUAUAGAUCAGAUUAUGUUCAUAUGGCAUUAUCAGUUAUAUCAAAAUCUCAUGAUAAUGAAGCUUAUAAUGCAGCAUAUUUAACCCCGUUAACUUUCCAUCAUUUCUUUUAUUGGUGGGAUACGGUUGCUCAUUAUUCUCCAUUACCAACAAGAAAUGGUAAAUUAUUUGCAGAAGAAGGUAAAAAGAAAGUUAGUAUUAAAUUUAGUCCUCAUAUUUUUACUGUUAAAUAUUUAAUGGUUUUUAAUCCAGUUACUAUAUCUCAUUUAUAUAUUCAUUCAAGUAAUGAAAUGCACAACAAGAAAAAUAGAGUUGCAUUUACAGGUUUGAAAGGUAAAUUUGCCAUUUGUGAAAUUGAUUUACAUCAAAGAAAAGAGUUAAUGACUUAUGUUAAUAAGAAAUUAAAUAGGAAAACAAAUGUUAAACAUUUAAAGAUGAAUCAAGCAGAAGUAAAUAUUGAAGAAGCUGAUGUUAGAGUAUUAAAUGCAUUAUUCAAUGAUCAAUCAGUAAGUGGUAAAUUAAUGACAUAUCUUACAGGUGAUUUACAAUCUUCAAAUUCUUCAAUAAAUUCAAAUAAUCAAAAAUUUUCUAAAUGGAUAGAAAGUAUUGAAAUUCCAGAUGGUGAUUAUUCAUGGGUCGAUCCAGAAGAUUUUAUUGAAUUAGAAGUUGAACCAUUAUCACCAAAUCCUAAAAUAAGAAUUUUCCCAUUUUUCCAUACUCCAAAUUUUAGUUAUUUCAGAGAAUUUACUUUGAAAAAAGAUGGUCCUUUCCCAUUUGGUAAUGAACCUAUUCAUGAUUGUAUAAUGGAUUUAGAGAAACCUUCCGCUGUUCAAAUUAGAAUUUUGGAAAGUAGAAUAGAAACUUUGAAAAAAGAAGUUGAUAAAUUGAAAAAUGAUUUAUCAACCACCGUUUCUGAAAAUGAUAAAAAUUUAAAAAAGGAAAUAGAUUUAUUUGAAGAAAAAAUCCAAGUUUUAAAAGAAGCUCGUAAUAAUUUUACAGAAAGUGAUUUUAAAUUAACUCAAUCAGUUGAUGAAGAUGAACAUUUAAAUUUGAAAAAGGAAAUGUCUAGAUUAUCUGCAUAUAGUAGUCAUACAUCACAAAGUGAAUUAAUAGAUGCUUCAAAUGUUGUAGCAGUUGCUGAAUUUCAUAAUAGAUUCAUAUUACAUAAUUUAAAAUUAAUAUGGGAUGAUGAUUUAAGAGAAUAUUUUAUGAAUUAUUUGGAAAGAAUAAGUGAACGUAAAAAUCAUGUUUAUUAUAUGACUAAAACUGCAGUUGAUUUAGUUCAAAGUGUUAUAAAUGAAAAAGGUCCAACUGAUGAUUCUUCAAUUGAUAUUGAUGAUAAACCUUUUAAAAGUACUUUUAAUAAUGUACGAGAAGUUAUGGAAAGUUUUAAUGAACAAAUGGAACAAGUUGAUAAUAAUGAUGAAGAACCAGAAUUUAAAUAUUUGAUCAAAUUAAUUAAUCCACAAAUUCAAAUGACUAGUAAAAAAGUUCCAGAUUCUUGUGUGUUAUUAACAGCAAGAGAUUUAGAUAUUAGAAUUAUUGAUAUAAAUGUUAAAGAUAUGCAAAAUAUAAUGACUGAUUCUUCAGAUAUGAUUUGUAAAAUAGAAUCAAGAAUUGGGGUAUUAUUUAAAGAUGAACAAAUUUUUGUAAUUUCAAAAGAUGAUAUAAUUUAUCAAAAUCUUAAUUCAAAACUUGCUAAAAAUGGAUAUAUGUCAACACAAGAUAAUUGGCCACCAUGGUUUGAAUGUGAAGUAUGUUAUGAUGGAUCAUGGGCUCAAGAAUUUUUAGUUUCUGAAAGAAAUACAGUUGCAUUAAUUCAUAAAAAUCCAAAUCAAUUAUUUUUAAGUAAUAAUCAUAAGGAUAAAAGUAGUGGUAAUGAAAUUAAAGUCUACUUAGCCAAAAUUGUUAUUGAUGCAACAUCAGCUCAAUAUUCUUCAAUUUAUUAUGUUAUAACAGAAUUAUUAAUAUCAAAUGGUAAAAAAGACUCAAUUAAUGAAAGAUUAUCCAGAAUUAUAUCUUUAACUGAUAAUAAAGAUUUCCAAGGAUUAGAUUUAAAAGUACAAGAUUUACAAUCAACAAUAAGAGAAUUUAAUGAUAUUUUAUUAAAUUUUGAUCAAAGAGGUGGUAUAUUAACUGAUGAUGAAAAAAAAUAUUUAAAAAUAUUAGAACUUGAAAUGGAAAAAAGUAAAUUAGAAUUAUUAAUGAUUUUUAAAACUGUUAAAAUGAAAAAUAAAAAGAAAGAAGGUAGACAUUGGUAUUUUAAUGUUCAUGAAUUUAUAUGGCAUAUGUUGGAUGAUUUUAGAAAUCCUUAUUUAGAUAUAGCAUCUUCAAAUGCUUCUUAUAAUAGAAUUGAAUCAGUUGAUGGUACAAAUAUAAAUUCAUUUGAAGUAUCAAUGAUGCAAAUGUUUAAUUUACAAAAUAAUUCAAGUCAUCCAAUAAUUUUAAGUCCUUUGAAUCCUUCAAUAACUCCGAUUAUUAAAUUUUCAUGGGAAAUGUUAGCAAACGUUGGUGGAAUACCAUUAGUUAAAGAUUGUAAAUUAUCAUUACAAGGAUUAAUAAUUGAUUUAAAUUAUAAUGUUGGUAAACAAAUUCAUAAUUAUUUAUUUCCUGAAAAAGUUGAAAGUGAAGAAGAUAGUGAUAGUGAUAGUGAUGAUGAAGAAUCAAUAUUAUCUGAUGAUAACGUAUCUACAUCUUCACAAUCUACAAGAUCUUCAAGUCCAUGGAGAAAAAUGACCAAAAAUGGAAGUUCAUUAUUUAGUUCUAUGAAAUCCCCUAAUUCAUCAGUUUUAAAUUUUAGAGAGAAAAAAGCACAAUCAAGAGUUAAUGAUUCUUUCAAACGUAAUCCAAAUCAAGAUGAAUUAGAUAUUUUAAUAAAUAGAUCAUUAAAAUAUAAAUCAAUUAUAAAUUUUACAAUUGAUAAAAUGGAUUUAGAAAUUACAAUAACAGGAGCAAAUAUUUUAAAUUGUGAUAAAUUAAAAUUACAAAUUCCCAAAAUUCAAAUAAAUAAUCAAAUAUUAAGUAUUGAAGAAUUUACAAACAUACUAAAGAACAAUGUCAUAAAAAUCAUUUUAAAAAAUUCAACUAAAAUAAUAAACAAUAAAUUAAAAUUCCUGAAACGUGACCAUCCUACAAAACCAAUUGGUCAAAUCAACAAUUACACUGGGUUCAAGACAUUAGAAGAUUUACAAAAUGAGGGAGAAAGAAUAAGAGAUAAAGUUGUACAUUAUCAUCCCCAUUUACAAAAACAUAAAUCAAGACCUCAUAUUUCUAAACAUAUAUCUCAUGUAAAUGAUGGUGAUAUUUAUGAUAAUGUUGAUGGUGAUAUCAUUGAUCCUUCUAAAGAUAAAGUCGAAGGUGAUGUUGAUGCUGCUUAG
This is a messenger RNA of Lodderomyces jiufengensis, 7950 nucleotides long. RefSeq lists its product as uncharacterized. Lineage: Eukaryota; Fungi; Ascomycota; Pichiomycetes; Serinales; Debaryomycetaceae. The transcript has a single exon. The record is from RefSeq and is a predicted model, not a curated record. The coding region runs from base 1 to 7950 and encodes 2649 amino acids.